AUGCCAUUAACAAAUGGAACGACGAAGGAGGUUCGAGUGAGCCUACUCGGGAAAGAAAGUAUCAUAAUCAAUUUCGGUCUGUGGCGCAACUAUGUCGCUUCUGAUCUCCUUGACAACCUUGAGUCAUCCACCUAUGUCUUGAUCACGGACACAAACAUCGGCGGUCUUUACACGGAGUCUUUCUCAAAAGCCUUCGAAGCUGCGAGUUCGAAGAAAUCAAAUCCCCCACGCUUGCUGGUCCAUGAGAUCCCUCCUGGAGAAAGCUCAAAAUCACGGCAAACCAAGGAUGACAUCGAAGAUUGGCUUCUGAGUCAGAGCCCGCCAUGUGGCCGAGACACAGUUAUCAUUGCCCUCGGAGGUGGUGUCGUUGGUGAUCUGACUGGGUUCGUUGCUGCGACCUAUAUGCGUGGAGUACGAUUUGUCCAGGUGCCAACAACCCUGCUCGCCAUGGUCGACUCCGCCAUUGGAGGCAAGACGGCUAUCGACACUCCUCUUGGCAAGAAUCUAGUCGGAGCCAUAUGGCAACCUCAGAGGAUCUAUAUUGAUCUCGAUUUCCUCGGGACUCUUCCUAGACGUGAGCUCAUCAAUGGUCUGGCAGAGGUGAUCAAGACUGCAGCAAUUUCUGAUGAGAACGAAUUCAUUGCCCUGGAGACCAACUCCGACAGAAUCAUGGCUGCGGUCAAUGGUGAUAUCAACCAAGGUGCAGCGAGAUUCAAGGACAUUGAACCUAUCCUGAUCAGAGUCAUAUCUGCCUCGGCAAAGUUCAAAGCACAUGUCGUCACAAUUGACGAGCGUGAGAUGGGUUUGAGAAAUCUGCUGAACUUCGGGCACUCCAUAGGACAUGCGAUGGAGGCUUUCUUAACGCCUCAAGUCCUCCACGGCGAAUGUGUUUCGAUUGGUAUGGUCAAGGAAGCCGAGCUCGCUCGCUAUCUCGGCGUGCUCAGUGGAGUCGCAGUCGGACGAUUACAGAAGUGUCUAACAGCUUAUGGUCUGCCCACACGUCUUGAUGAUGAGAAGAUUCGAAAAUUGUCCGGUGGCAAGAUCUGCACUGUGGAUGGCAUGUUGAAAAAGAUGGGUGUCGACAAGAAAAACGAUGGCGCAAAAAAGAAGGUCGUUUUGCUUUCUGCGAUUGGGAAAACUCAUGAACAAAAAGCAAGUGUGGUAUCUGACUCUGACCUCCGCGUGGUAUUGUCUCCCAGCGUGGACGUCAUUCCCGGAGUCCCUCAAGAUCUGAAUGUUAUUUGUGCUCCGCCAGGAUCAAAAAGUAUUUCAAACAGAGCAUUGGUUCUGGCCGCCUUAGGCAAGGGAACCUGCCGGGUCAAGAAUCUCCUCACAUCUGCCGACACAGAAGUCAUGCUUGAAGCCUUGACCAGAUUAGGAGCUGCAACGUUUUCCUGGGAAGAGGAUGGAGAAGUCUUGGUUGUGAAUGGUAACGGUGGUAAGCUCCACGCCAGCCAGACGGAACUUUAUCUCGGAAACGCUGGUACCGCCGCCAGGUUCUUGACUACAGUUGUAACACUCACUCGAUUAAGCCAUGUCAGCUCAACGGUGCUCACUGGAAAUGCUCGCAUGAAACAACGUCCUAUUGGAGACCUGGUCGAUGCUCUUCAGACAAAUGGAGCCGGAAUAGAGUAUCUCGAGACUCCUGGCUGCCUACCGUUGAAUAUAACAGCAUCGGGGGGCUUUAAUGGUGGUGAGAUCAAACUCGCGGCAAAGGUCUCGUCACAGUAUGUCUCAUCACUUCUGAUGUGCGCACCAUAUGCCAAGAAACCAGUAACCCUGAAGCUUGUUGGAGGCAAACCCGUGUCUCAGCCCUAUAUCGACAUGACGAUUGCCAUGAUGGCAAGUUUUGGUAUUGCGGUGCAAACAUCAAAGACUGAAGAGCACACAUAUCACAUCCCUCAAGGAAACUACGUUAAUCCAGAGGAAUAUGUGGUUGAAAGUGAUGCGAGCUCUGCAACUUAUCCAUUGGCAAUUGCUGCCAUCACUGGAACGACAUGCACAAUCCCAAAUAUCGGGUCUGCAUCUCUUCAAGGAGAUUCACGAUUUGCAACUGAUAUACUGAGGCCCAUGGGAUGUCACGUCAAGCAGACUGAGACCUCUACCACUGUGACAGGUCCCUCCACUGGUGUUUUACUACCACUCCCAAAUGUUGAUAUGGAGCCAAUGACGGAUGCUUUCCUCACAGCGUCAGUCCUGGCGGCAGUGGCCCAAGGAGGCAAGUCGAACACAACUCGCAUUUAUGGGAUUGCAAACCAACGCGUAAAAGAAUGCAACCGUAUUCAAGCAAUGGAAGACGAAUUAGCCAAGUUUGGCGUGACAUGUAGGCAGUUCGACGAUGGUAUCGAGGUGGACGGCAUCGAUCGAUCAAAGUUGACGCAACCAAAGGCAGGCGUUCAUUGUUAUGAUGAUCACCGAGUCGCAAUGAGUUUCAGUGUUCUUGCUCUGGCCGCACCUCAAUCCAGUCUUAUUCUUGAGAAGGAGUGUACAGGGAAAACAUGGCCAGGAUGGUGGGAUACACUCACGCAACAGUUCGCAGUCAAGCUGGAGGGCAAAGAACUGGAGACUGUGGUCACUCAUUCCAAGAAAAAGCUUGACAGAGCAGCGGCAUCUAUCUUCAUCAUUGGUAUGAGAGGUGCUGGGAAGACUACAUCCGGCAGAUGGGCCUCUCGUUCUUUGGGCAAGAAGUUGAUAGACCUCGACACGGAGCUCGAGGCUCGUGAGAAAGCCACGAUACCAGAGAUCAUUCGCCAACACGGUUGGGACCAUUUCCGAGCUCGUGAACUGGCCUUGCUGAAGUCUGUGGUCAAGGAAAAGCCUACCGGUCAUAUUUUCGCAUGUGGCGGGGGAAUAGUGGAGACCCCUGAAGCUCGAAAGCUGCUGGUCGACUAUCAUCAGAAGGCAGGACACGUACUGCUGGUAGAACGCAACAUCAACGAGGUCAUCGACUUCUUACAGAUCGAUAAGACGCGACCAGCUUAUGUUGAGGACAUGAUGGGUGUCUGGCUGAGAAGAAAGCCAUGGUUCGAACAAUGCAGCAACAUCCUCUACUACAGCCAGAGUAUUCCCAACGAGCAAAUGUCCGAAGCUGCCGAAGACUUUGAUCGCUUUCUACAAAUGGUCAGUGGCAAGAUUGAUACGCUUGCGAAUCUCAAACGCAAGCCUGAGUCUUUCUUCGCAGCAUUGACUUUCCCCGACCUCCGGCCUCACCUUAAGAUUCUUCCAGAGAUCUGCCUAGGCUCUGAUGCGGUGGAACUUCGUGUUGACCUUCUCAAAGACCCUCAAUCCACCAGUGGCAUCCCUUCGCAGGAAUAUGUCACUUCCCAGCUCUCCCUUCUCCGCGCGACGGUCCCUCUGCCAGUAGUUUUCACCAUCCGAACCACUGCACAAGGAGGAAAAUUUCCCGACACAGCUCACGAUGAAUACCUUGAGUUGAAUUCGCUUGCCAUCCGCAUGGGAAGCGAAUUCGUCGACCUCGAGGUUGGAUCAUUCCCAGAUGGAAUCCUCAACAAACUCCAUGAGCUCACGAGUGACAGCCAUACCAAGGUCAUCGCUUCACAUCACGAUCCACAGGGCAGACUCUCCUGGUCUAAACCAGGUUCUUGGAUUCCCAUCUACAAUAAAUGCUUACAGUAUGGCGAUGUGGUGAAGCUUAUCGGUAUUGCUUCCUCCAUCGACGACAACUUUGCAUUGCGACGCUUCAAACAAUGGUCAGCAUCACAGCACUCUGAUCUCCCCCUCAUCGCGAUCAACAUGGGCCGAGCAGGUCAAGUUUCACGCAUCCUGAACGGCUUCAUGACGCCAGUCUCACACCCAGCACUGCCGUUCAAGGCAGCACCAGGGCAGCUGUCAUCAGCCGAGAUCCGCCAGGGUCUUUCCCUCAUGGGCGAAAUCGUACCAAAGCAGUUCUACCUCUUCGGCUCACCAAUCUCAGCCAGCAAAUCACCUAUCCUGCACAACACCUUGUUCGGAGAGACGGGUCUUCCACACAAGUAUUCCCUGUGCGAGACGACAUUGAUAGAAGAGAUCAGAGAAAGAAUCCGGGCGGAAGACUUCGGCGGCGCCAGCGUCACGAUUCCCCUGAAGCUAGAUGUGAUGGGUCUGCUCGACGUGAUCGACGCACCAGCACGGCUGAUCGGCGCAGUCAACACGAUCGUCCCCGUCAUCGAUCCAAAGACAGGCAAGAAACUCCUCGAGGGCCGCAACACCGAUUACCUUGGCAUGGGCGACUGUCUACGCGCAGCGGGCGCCAGCGCAGCUCUCGGCGACGGCCCACAGUCCGGCCUCGUCAUCGGCGGCGGCGGUACCGCCCGCGCAGCCAUUCAGACCCUGUACAGCAUGGGCUACGGCCCGAUAUACCUGAUCGCACGGAACAAGGGCAAGCUCGCGGAGCUCAAGGCCACCUUCCCGCCUUUCUACAACCUGCAUGUCCUCGACGCGGAGGACAAAGCGUCCUUGGAGCCGCUGACGCGCAGUCCGCCCAGCGUCGCCAUCGCCACCAUCCCCGCCAACCUGCCUAUUGAUCCCGCGUUAGGAGCAGCUCUGCACGUCCUCUUCGCGGCAUCGAAGAAAUUGCAGAAAUCUGGCGCAGGUGUUCCCACUCUGCUCGAGAUGGCAUACAAGCCGGCCCACACCGCUGUCAUGGCAAUGGCGGAGGAAGUCGGUGGUUGGAGUACCGUGCAGGGCCUUGAGACACUCGUCACGCAGGGCUUGUGGCAGUCCGAAUACUGGACUGGCAUUAGAGUCAGAGGUGUCGGUCAGCGUAUUGCAAGGGAAGUCGUCUUAGGACCCGGUGCAUGA
Exophiala bonariae is the source of this 4800-nucleotide messenger RNA. RefSeq lists its product as uncharacterized. Lineage: Eukaryota; Fungi; Ascomycota; Eurotiomycetes; Chaetothyriales; Herpotrichiellaceae. The coding region runs from base 1 to 4800 and encodes 1599 amino acids. Gene Ontology annotation, cellular component: cytoplasm. Gene Ontology annotation, molecular function: 3-dehydroquinate dehydratase activity; 3-phosphoshikimate 1-carboxyvinyltransferase activity; 3-dehydroquinate synthase activity. The transcript has 2 exons. Gene Ontology annotation, biological process: aromatic amino acid biosynthetic process; chorismate biosynthetic process. The record is from RefSeq and is a predicted model, not a curated record.